AUGGACACGUUUGCAGGUGAGAAACCUGGAUCUGAACCUGAAGAAGCAAAAUUACAGAAUGCCAGCAAGCAGAUUGUCCAAAAUGCCAUCCUUCGAGCUGUACAACAAGUCUCCCGGGAGAGCCAACAAAAGGAAGAAUGUACCACAACCAGCAGGAACAGGCUGCAGCUAGGGGUGGGGAAGCUCACCAAGAAGUAUGAAAAGAAAUAG
This is a messenger RNA of Trichosurus vulpecula (common brushtail), 210 nucleotides long. It is a transcript of the gene AKAIN1, whose product is annotated as A-kinase anchor inhibitor 1. The transcript has 2 exons. The coding region runs from base 1 to 210 and encodes 69 amino acids. Lineage: Eukaryota; Metazoa; Chordata; Mammalia; Diprotodontia; Phalangeridae. The record is from RefSeq and is a predicted model, not a curated record.